CUAUAAAGCCCCGAGGCGACCAAAACACCUGCAAAUAAGUCACGUUAGCCUGGGAAGGCAACACUUGGCCGCGUGAUUUCCAACCCAGCAAACUGACUUGGUCGACCCCCCCGCCUGCUUGCCUUCCAUAUUGGAGAAGAGGAGGUGGUGGCAGCGGUGUGACUCAUGCCUGCGUCGGAGCAGACCAACCGGCGAUUCAGGCUUUAAAAAAGCAAAUCCAAGUACUUGUGGCAAAAGGUCAUCUCGAAUUAAAUUCCGAGGCGCGAUUGGUAUUCCGACGUCGUUUCUCGCGGAGUUUAUAAGCGGCGACUCCCUCCCAAGGUUAGAAUUCCCCUGGCUUUUUGGACACUUGGAGUAAGUGUGGGUUUGCUCGCUCUCCUCCGCGUAAAUUCUUUACUGUCCAUCCACCAGAGAAAUAUUGGAGGAAAACACGGGACCAAAGGACUUUGACUUUCUGAAGUGAUGGCAUCCUCUGCUCCAUCCUCCUCCAACGCCAAUCAGGACUCCAACCCCACUAAUUUACGACCCACAACUUACGACAACUGGUGUGAUGUGGCUCAUGGAUGUACCAGAAAAAUUGGUCUCAAAAUAUGUGGGUUCUUGCAAAGGAACAACAGCCUGGAAGAUAAGAGCCGGAUUGUGAGCUCUCUCAAAGAAAGGCAAUCUUCCAAGAACCUGCUGGCUUGUGAGAACAGCGAGAGGGAAGCCAGGUUCAGGCGGGCCGAGACAGACUUCUCCAAUUUAUUUGCUAGAGAUUUGCUGCCUGCCAAGAAUGGCGAGGAGCAGACCAUGCAGUUCCUGCUGGAGGUGGUUGACAUUCUCCUGAACUACGUGAAGAAGACGUUCGACAGGUCCACCAAAGUCCUGGACUUCCAUCACCCGCACCAGCUGCUGGAAGGGAUGGAGGGCUUCAACCUGGAGCUCUCGGACAACCCCGAGUCCCUGGAGCAGAUCCUGGUGGACUGCAGGGACACGCUGAAGUACGGAGUCAGGACAGGUCAUCCUCGUUUUUUCAACCAGCUUUCCACUGGACUGGAUAUUAUUGGCUUGGCUGGUGAAUGGCUGACAUCAACUGCAAAUACUAACAUGUUUACAUAUGAGAUUGCACCUGUUUUUGUCCUCAUGGAGCAAAUAACGCUUCGAAAGAUGAGAGAGAUUAUUGGAUGGUCAAAUAAAGAUGGUGAUGGAAUAUUCUCACCUGGAGGGGCUAUAUCCAAUAUGUACAGCGUAAUGGCUGCUCGCUACAAGUAUUUCCCUGAAGUCAAAACUAAAGGCAUGGCUGCAGUUCCUAAACUGGUUCUCUUCACUUCGGAACAUAGUCACUACUCAAUAAAGAAAGCUGGGGCUGCACUUGGGUUUGGAACAGAAAAUGUGAUUUUGAUAAAAUGCAAUGAAAGAGGGAAAAUAAUACCAGCUGAUUUGGAAGCCAAAAUUCUGGAAGCUAAGCAAAAGGGACAUGUUCCACUUUAUGUAAAUGCAACCGCAGGCACAACAGUGUACGGGGCCUUUGAUCCAAUAGAGGAGAUUGCAGACAUUUGUGAAAAAUAUAACCUCUGGCUCCAUGUAGAUGCGGCUUGGGGAGGUGGACUUCUAAUGUCCAGGAAGCAUCGUCAUAAGCUGAAUGGAAUAGAAAGAGCCAAUUCGGUCACAUGGAAUCCACACAAGAUGAUGGGAGUUUUGUUACAAUGUUCGGCCAUUCUGAUUCGGGAAAAGGGUAUACUUCAAGGUUGCAAUCAGAUGUGUGCAGGAUAUCUGUUCCAGCAAGAUAAACAAUAUGAUAUAUCCUAUGACACUGGAGAUAAAGCAAUACAAUGUGGUCGUCAUGUGGACAUUUUCAAAUUCUGGUUGAUGUGGAAAGCUAAGGGUACAGUAGGAUUUGAAAAUCAGAUCAACAAAUGUCUGGAAUUGUCAGAGUACCUCUAUACUAAAAUUAAAAACAGGGAAGAAUAUGAGAUGGUUUUUGAUGGAGAGCCUGAACACACAAAUGUAUGUUUCUGGUACAUUCCUCAGAGUCUCAGGGGCAUACCAGACUCUGAGGAGAGAAGAGAAAAGCUACAUAGGGUGGCACCGAAAAUCAAAGCUCUGAUGAUGGAGUCAGGUACCACAAUGGUUGGAUAUCAGCCACAGGCAGAUAAAGUCAACUUCUUCCGAAUGGUUGUCUCAAACCCGGCGGCAACUAAGUCUGACAUUGACUUCCUCAUUGAAGAAAUAGAAAGAUUGGGGCAGGAUCUGUAAUACUCUUGGCAAACUAUUUAUUCCUCUAGUCCACUGUUUUCCACCUAUUUUUUACCCAGUUCUGCAGAAAACCCUUUAAGGAAAUUCCCUUUCUAAAUGUUCCGCUCUCCUAAGACACACAAAAAUCUGUAGGUUACUGCAGAGGUGCUGGAACAAUUUGUAUACUGGGGGUGCUGAGAGCCAUUGAACCAAACUGUAAACCCAGUAUAUGAUGGAAACCACUUCAAGCCAGGGGGUGCAGUAGCCCACACACACCCCAGUACCCCUAGUUCCAGCACCUAUGGGUUACUGAAACAUCUAUGUAUUGGUAGGUCAUUUUACUGAAAGAAAAUAUAUUAUCUUGACGUGUACUAUUGAUUCUUAUUUUAGUCUGUUUAUUAUAGUCAGCAGGAAACUAAUAAGUAUUAAAUUAGGAAUUAAGAACUCUGCACAAUAUGUAUGUACAGUAUAUAUAUAUAUACAUAUAUAUAUAUAUAUAUAUAAAUGGUAAUGAAUUUAGAACUAGGCCACAGCAUGUUUUCCACUUUAAGAGAACUAACUUUUCUUUCAACAGUUAAUGAUGUGGACAAUGUGCAGCAGAUCAGUCUAACAGAUGCAAAUAGCUGUAAAGAAACAUUUUUAAAAAUGUAGCUUCUUAGGAGCUAAGGAAAAUGUUUAACAGUAUUAAACCUUAUUGUUGGUGCUUCUCUCACAUAUAAAAACAAUGGAUCCUAAAAGCACCCCCCAGUAAGAUAGUUGUAUCUCCCCUUUAGUGUCCUAUCAGGGGAUAAUAGUAGCAGAGUCAUUGUAACAGGUAUAUUAUUGCUGUAUUUUUAGAGAUUAAUUUGUGUAGAUUGUGUAUAUUAUUGUUAAAUGACUUUGUGAAAAGGAAUUAAAUGUAAUAGUUUUACAGCAAGAUAACUGUUCAAUUCUAGGUAUAUGAAAUAUUUGCUUAUUUAUAUGCAGAGAUUUACCAUGCUAAAGAGUUGUCUUGUAUUUUCUUCCAUUUGUAAUGUAUCCUAUUUAUAUAUUAUUGAAGUUCUAAAUGAUGUUUAUGGUAUUUUAGUGCAUUUGUGAGCCAAAGAGACGAUAAAAAUAUUAGUUGACACUUUCAUUUAUAUAAUAGUGCCCUUAAAAUAACAACUUACAGUUAAUUUUACUGAUCAUUAGGAAUUCUAACAUUGUAUAUAGACUCUAGUAUAAUUAAAUCCCUUUACUUUAAUAGACUCUUCACCUUUAUUAAUUGUAAUGUCUGCCUGUACGUCUGGUGUUCUGAAUGCUUUUCUAGUGAAUAUUGGAUAAUAACCAAGGCCCCUGUACUUCUGUUGUAGUUCAGGACCAAUCUCUCUGACUAGUUUAGCUACAUUCUGGGGCAAGAUUCCUGAAGAAAAUCUGUACCAAAUCUGUGAGAUUGUUAACCAGGUUUAUUAAUGUUUUGUAGAAGGGGAUUCACUAUGUAUUUUGGAGUUUACAGAGGAAAAGAAAAACUCACCACAGAAUGUUUAAAUUCAGCUGGCUUGUCACCAUAGUUUUAACUGAUCAGACAUUUCAAAAUAUAGACACAAGAGUCAUCUGCAGCCCAUUCAGUUUUUAAUAACUAGGUAAUCAGUUCUACAAAGUACAUGAUUUUGUACUGGCAGACCAGCAAAGUAGUGGAAUCAAAUAAAGGCUCAAUAGUCCUCUGUCUACAGAAUGACUAUUGUCCUGAUAACUGAAAUCUGCUGAUUCAAAAUCUUUUCAAAAUAUGCUGCUAUGGCUAUUGUACAGGAAAGUCUGUAAUAAGCUACUUUUCUUUCAGCUCUGAAAUAAAAUUUAAUUACAUUAACAAUAUUCUAUUAAAGGAUUGUAAAUAGACACAUUUUGAUUUAAAACUACAGCAAGACUCUGUCCAAAAAGAUCCUCACACUUUGUGUUAUUUUUCAUUUAUUUAAAGGGGGUUAGACACUCAGCACCUCGCCGCCCCACUUUAUGCCAUGUGAACAGGCUGCAGUAGCAUGAAGGGGCCCUAAAAGCAUUGGCUGUAGCCAGAAGAGGGUUCCCUUAGUACAGGCAAUGCAGAAGACAUAUGUAAGGUUGGCUUAGUCGGCACACUGGAGGCAGGGCUGGAGAAGGGAGGAGUGUGUCGGGCAGGGCCACAUCACAGCACUAAGCAAAUUCCAGACAUCACUGCAGCUCAUUGGACAAUCCAGGGAGUCAGCCAUAACUUACACAUUCCCCCUAGGUCUUUCCAGCCCCUGGAGCAGCCCAGGAUUGGGAAGGCACAAAGGUGACCAUGGUUCCCUUGGGCUGCAAAUUCUAUGCUGUGCCUCACCUGUGGUCUUUAGAGUAAAUACCAGUUGGAUAUUCAAAACACCAUGUCUAACCUGUCUCAUAUAGCCAGAAAAGCCUGGGGCAUUUUGACAUUCUGUGAAUGGAAAAACUGAGAAACCCAUUUCAAGAGUCUAACAUUAGUUGCAGUGGGCCAUGCUUCUACAGUCUUGAAUUUUGAUCUUCCAGAAUAAAUAUUCCUGACAUCUUCCCUUCUUUGAUGCUAGCACCUUUGGUAUAAAAGUCAAUGAUAUAAGGUCUGAAUCCUGCUACCAUGGAUAUUGUCAGCAACAGUGUUGGUUCUGGCUUCAAUCUUUUAAAAUCAAAUGCCAUUCUCUCUAGAUGCAGGCCAUUUCUCAUUAAAGGUUAGAGUUCUCCUACUCACAAGGCUGUUCUCAGGUGUUCAGAAACAAAUUCUUCUCUUAGAAAGGAAAAGGCUGGAUUCAUUUUUGAAGCAUAAGCUUAUAGAUGAGAUUUUUCUCCUCUGAAUAGUUCACUUUAUUCAAAGACCUGCUACAGAAGAAUACAGCAUCUCUCUACUCUUCACAGUGUAUGAAAAACAUUAUGGCCUAUGAUAGUCAUUGCCAAGACAUCUGACCAGCCUUGAAAGGGGAGUCUACUUCUUCCACACACAGCAGCAGCAGCCUCUUGUGGUUUCUUUGACCAAUUUUUAGCUUAGAGUUUAUGACCCCCUUCAUUCCCUCACUCAGGGAAUCUCAGUGACAGUACCACUGGAGAGGUAAGAUGCAGCCUUCAUACUUUAUGCUCUAACUUUAAAAUCUUAACUUUCUGUCCCUAGUGUCCAGAUUAUCACCACCUUAUAACAAUAAUAUCUGAAGAACUCUAUACACUUUAGAAACAUAUGUGGAAGCUAAGUAAUAGGAUCCCCAUUUUGCAGACUGGAAAAGGACAAAGAUCAUGCAGCAAGUCCUGAAUGGUAUUGGCUGGGAACAGAAUCUCAUUCUCCUGAGUAGUGUGCAAACUGUAAUUUGAUUACUACAAAUUGCUUCUCUUCCAUUUGGCCCAGUUUCUUCUUUUGCCGGAUCAGAACUACCAGACUGCUCUAGCUACUGCCCAUGAUAGUAUGCAUCUAGAAGUGACAUUUAAUAAUGUAGAUCCUGCUGCCUAUCACAGAGUCAUGAAGUUUAUCUUUGAGGUGGUUCUCGCAGCCAUGAGAAUUAAAUUUAUCUUCAUACCUGAUGUAUGGGAUUUUUUCUUUCUGGUACCACUGUAUAUUAGUUUUGUGGCAAAUGAUGCUCACAACCAGUUUCUGGUGUCUCCUUGUGAUUGAUGUCGGUCAUUAGGAUAUUUAGCAGUAAUGACUGCCCAUCGCCACCAGCACAGGGUCCUGGUUUACCUCAACUCAGAUAGCUGAUUUAACAGAGCCUUAUUUAGGGGAUGGCCAUGGUCAUCAAUGAGACAAAUUCUCUCUAUUUCCCUUUCAGUAGUCAAUCUUCAUCUGAGUAAUAUUCUAUGGCUUCUCAAACAAAGACCUCUCUGGAACUCUCCUGUUCUUAAAUCCACACAGCAAUGUGGGAGAAGACCAGAAAGUGUGAAGCAAUGGAUGAGGUGACUCAUUCUAAGAAAUACAAUUAUAGAUGAGUAACUCAAUUUUCCUGAUGUAAUGAGUUGGUAAUUUACUCUGAGGUUGUGAUUUCUUCUUUAAAAUCUUACUGACAAGCACUGUACUAUUAAGGUGGGUGAAUUCAAAGUACCUUGACAAAUGCCAAAUAGAGGGAAGAUGCCAAACUGGAAAUUGUUGCUUCGGUGUUUACUAGCUGAUGUAUUAGAUUUGGAAAAGGAUAACCAAAGCAGCUGUUGAUUUUAAGUAGGAAAAGUCCCAGUUUCAGUUGUUAGAUCUGUUUUUGGAGAACACAGCAAGAUUCUACCAUUCAUGGCAGAUACACAGAACCAAGGUUCUCAAGAAUAGCCCAGAAUUUUAAAAUCAUCAUUUAUUCAGGGCACAACAUGAUUUUUGAAUGGUGACGAAUAAAAAGAAAUUUUUUAAACAGAAUCUCUGUGUUUUGUGGCUAAAAGAACUGUGAAAUUAUAAAAAUGAUAUGCAAUGCAAUUUAAAUUUUUCAAUAAAAAUGUAUCUUAAAAUUG
Molecule: messenger RNA, 6627 nt
Organism: Malaclemys terrapin pileata
Lineage: Eukaryota; Metazoa; Chordata; Testudines; Emydidae
Gene: GAD1
Product: glutamate decarboxylase 1
Exons: 17
Coding region: 463-2235 (590 amino acids)
Biological process (GO): GABA biosynthetic process
Cellular component (GO): presynaptic active zone; cytoplasm
Molecular function (GO): glutamate decarboxylase activity; pyridoxal phosphate binding
Source: RefSeq, a predicted model, not a curated record